AUGGCAACUGACUCCAUGUUUUUGCUGGCUGGAGUGUCCCUCCUGUCUGCCAUGCAAAUGGGCUACCUGGCCCGGCGGGUGGGAUUGUCCAGAAUAGCCCAUAAAGUCAUGCCUCCUUCUGUCACUGGACCCCCAGAGUUUGAGAGGACUUUCCGUGCACAUCAGAACUGUGUAGAGUGUUACCCUGUGUUUCUGGUGACACUGUGGACAUGCGGUGUGUUCUUCAGUGAGGUGGCUGCAGCUGGUGGAGGACUGAUGUACAUCAUCGCAAGGCAGAUAUAUUUCAACGGAUACGCCAAGUCCACCAAGAAAAGGUUACCUGGUUUCUACCUGACUUUAACUGUCUUUGUCAUCCUGUGUCUGCUGGGUUUGACUGGGAUACUGUGUGGAAUACUACACAAGUACUUUAACAUCCACCUCUGA
Scomber japonicus (chub mackerel) is the source of this 423-nucleotide messenger RNA. RefSeq names its product microsomal glutathione S-transferase 2 (gene mgst2). The record is from RefSeq and is a predicted model, not a curated record. Gene Ontology annotation, molecular function: enzyme activator activity; leukotriene-C4 synthase activity; glutathione transferase activity. Gene Ontology annotation, biological process: leukotriene biosynthetic process. Lineage: Eukaryota; Metazoa; Chordata; Actinopteri; Scombriformes; Scombridae. The coding region runs from base 1 to 423 and encodes 140 amino acids. Gene Ontology annotation, cellular component: nuclear envelope; endoplasmic reticulum; membrane. The transcript has 4 exons.